Scylla paramamosain (green mud crab) is the source of this 6285-nucleotide messenger RNA. RefSeq names its product serine/threonine-protein kinase H1-like. NCBI's taxonomy places the organism in Eukaryota, Metazoa, Arthropoda, Malacostraca, Decapoda, Portunidae. Gene Ontology annotation, molecular function: ATP binding; protein kinase activity. The record is from RefSeq and is a predicted model, not a curated record. Gene Ontology annotation, biological process: protein phosphorylation.
CCAGCCUUGAAGCCUCAGUACCGCUCUGGCAGUCAAGGUGGACGGACGCCGCGCCAGUGCUCCGCAAACUCCUAAAGCACGCAGAAUGCCGUGGUUUUUCCUCUCGCCAUGGGGUGCAUAGAAAGUAAGAAGACGAUUGAGGUCAUUACGGACAGUGAUAUUAAACUGGUGUGCAAUCUAGACGUGUUUGGCGAUAAGAACGAGCCGGAGAGAGUGAGUGGUGGAGGGUCAGCUGAUGACGCAAUAACAACAACCACCACCACCACCACCACGAAGAAGCAAAAGAACAAGCUUAAAUAUGACCCACGUGUGACCGCUAAAUACGAGCUGAAGGGAACAAUGGGCGAGGGGUCUUUCACCUCCGUCGUGUGGGUGGAGAACAGGCAGACGAAGCAGCCGUACGCCAUUAAUAUCGAUGCCAAGGAAGGAAGAGAAGCAUUUGAAGCUGAGUUGACAAUAUUACGCCGUGUACGCUCUCCAUUCAUCAUUAGACUAGUGGAGGUGUUUGAGAAUGUAGAUAAGAUGUACAUGGUGAUGGAACUUGCAACGGGAGGCAGUUUAAUGGACAGAAUUAUGGAGAGAGGACCAUGUGGGGAGAAAGAAGCAAUACGCGUUUUGAAAAUGGUGCUGGAAGGGGUGCGGUACCUUCAUCACCUUGGCAUCACCCACAGGGACCUUAAACCUGAUAAUAUGCUGUUUUAUCACCCCGGGGCGGACUCCAAGCUAAUGAUAACGGAUUUUGGCUUAGCACAUGCAAGAGGAACAGCGGACGCCACUUUUAUGAGCACAAUAUGCGGGACUCCUGAGUAUAUUGCCCCUGAGAUGGUGCUGUGGCAAGCUUACACGAGUGCUGUGGACCUGUGGGCUGUGGGUGUUGUGGCUUUUAUAAUACUGAGAGGCGAUUUUCCCUUUUAUCACGUCAAUAGAAGCAAAUUAUACAAGAAAAUUCUACGUGGGAGUUUUUCAAUGGAUGAUGAGGGCUGGUCGAAGGUCACGGAAAGAGCGAAGGAAUUCAUCAGUAAACUCCUUGAGGUAGACCCACAGACAAGGAUGACAGCUGCUGCGGCCUUAGCUCAUCCUUGGCUCAGAUCACACGCCCACACCUCCUCCAGGCCUUCCCAGGACGUGACCUCUGGCGGGGGACUGGAGUUGCAAGUCAUCCACACACUCCUCUCAGUCCGCCUGUUCCGGGUCACUGCGGGCGGGGCGUGGCCGUAAGGUGACCCCGGGUGACCUCCCUGAGCCACGCCACCACGCCCAUCGCUCCUAGGAGAGGCAAUGGGUGAGAGAGAGAGAGAGAGAGAGAGAGAGAGAGUCAUUUUCGUUUUCUUUGCAGUGUUGGUACUCCGUUUUCUUUGCAGAUGUUGGUACUCCGUUUUCUAUGGUGAUGUUGGUAAUGACAGUCCAAUGGUGAUGGUGAUGGUGAUGAUAGUGGAUUGAUAGUGAUAAAAAUAGUGAUGAUAUAGGAAUAGUUUCUCAGAUGGUAACUUAAACACACACACACACACACACACACACACACACACACACACAUACACGUAAAUAAUAAUAGUAAUAUUUUGAAAUAUAUUGUACUUUAAAAUAGUUUAUUAAGUUAAUUUUUUAGUUGGUAGAGAAAAAAACUAAAUCAUUUUUCUAUGUAUAUAUAUAUUAUAUUUAUAUUUGUACAGAGAGAGAGAGAGAGAGAGAGAGAGAGAGAGAGAGAGAGAGAGAGAGAGAGAGAGAAUGUGUGUGUGUGUGUGUGUGUGUGUGCGUGUGUGUCAACCAAUCCCAGCCCUCACAGUCACCCCAUCUUUCAGAAUUUAAAAAUUACGGUAGUUAUAUAUAUUUUUUUUCUUUUUUUUCAUAUUUUUACUCGGUACGAUAAUCUUCACUUCCGUACGAUCUGUUAUAAAACAUCCCAGUAUUUCGCAAACGAUACAACGGUCAUUUUUAUCACUGGGAUUUCAAAACACACGAAUUUUAUGAACAUUUUCCGCAUAAAACUCACUACCGUACACUGAAAUAAGAUAAAAAAACGAAAAAAAAAACAAAAUUACUGGGCUACCGCAGCGCCACGGGGACCUAGCGGCUGGAAGAUGAAGUGACGGUGUAAACAAAGCCACGUGUAUCUUGACCAGCGCAGCGAGGUAAACAAAACCUUGCCGUGAAUAAGAAAGAGAAAAAAAAAACACGAAAUUAUAAAGUAAAUAACAAAAAAAGAAGGAGUAAACGAGAGUAAUAGACAAAAUAGAAUAAAUACAGUGAAGAGGAACAAGAGAAAACACGAAAUUAUAAAGUAAAUAACAAAAAAAGGAGUAAACGAGAGUAAUAGACAAAAUAGAAUAAAUACAGUGAAGAGGAACAAGAGAAAACACGAAAUUAUAAAGUAAAUAACAAAAAAAGAAGGAGUAAACGAGAGUAAUAGAAAAAAAUAGAAUAAAUACAGUGAAGAGGAACAAGAGAAAACACGAAAUUAAGAAAUUAGCAAUGAACACAAACGAAAACCAAAUGAAAACCAAACAAAACACAAACAAACGAACGAAUUAACAGGUGCAAAAUAACAACAACCACCAAAACAACAUGAACUUCGACUCCUGACCCACGUAAAGACCGAGAAACGAAAGCAAAUUAAUUAAUACGUCGUUGUGAAGAUAGGCUACAGAUCAGCCGCGGCCCUUGGUGACUCGGUGAGCUAAAGAACAUUGAUUAUUGUUGUAAUAUUUUUAUCUAUGGGGAGUUUUGGGCUUGUUAGUGUGUGUGUGUGUGUGUGUAUGUGUGUGUGUGUGUGUGUCCUGCCUCAGUAUUGUGAUAAGGUUAAGUACAAACGCUUAUAUCAGUCUGUAUAUAUGUAUAGUCUGUAAGAGAGAGAGAGAGAGAGAGAGAGAGAGAGAGUAACUUUCCAUUCAUCUCAGUAACCCUUUAUUUACUUCUUCCCAAGGGCUUCAAAUGAUAAGAUAACAUCAAACUAGCCUGGGAAAGUGUGUGUGUGUGUGUGUGUGUGUGUGUGUGUGUGUGUGUGUGUGUGUGUGUGUGGCAUUUACAUAAGUUAUUUUUCUUGUUCUAUGAUAAUUCGAUGUGAGUUUUCUUCUUCUUCUUCUUCUUCUUCUUCUUCUUCUUCUUCUUCCAUUCUCUUUCACAUAUAUAUAACAGCAAGCCAGUAUUUUUUUCCCUUUAAUUCCCUCCCUUCCUGUAGUUCUCCCCAUAAUUUCUCUUCACGCAUUCAAAAAAACACACACACACACACACGUACUCAUUGAAUCACUGACUCGUACACACACACACACUGUAGGGAGGACCUUAAAACACACACACACACGUACUCAUUGAAUCACUGACUCGUACACACACACACACACACACACACACACACACACACACACACACACACUGUAGGGAGAAGGACCUGAAAAUUUUAAUAUAUAUACAAAAAAGAAAAAGAAAGAGAAAAACAGUAAUAUUGAAAUACGUUUAAAUUGAAGGCUUAGCAAAAAAUUUUAAUACAGAGACAACAGUAAGAGUGCAAUAUUGAAAUACACGUCUGAAUUGAAAGUUUUAGCAAUUGUUUUUAAUAUAGAGAGAAAAACUAAGUGCAAUAUUGAUAUACUCAUUUGAAUUGAAAGUUUAAGCAAAGUUUUUAAUAUAGAGACGAAAGAAACAGUUCAAUAUUGAUAUACUCAUUUGAAUUAGUGAAAGUUUUAGCAAUUGUUUUUAAUAUAGAGAGAAAAACUAAGUGCAAUAUUGAUAUACUCAUUUGAAUUGAAAGUUUAAGCAAGUUUAGCAAAAAAAAAAAAUAAUACAUAAAAAAAAACAAAGCGCAAUAUUGAAUUAGUGAAAGUUUUAGCGAAAUAUUUAUAAUACAUAGAAAAAAAAAAACAGUGCAAUAUUGACAUACACAUUUGAAUUUAAUGGAAGUUUUAGCGAAUUUUUUUUUUAAUAGAGACAAAAAAAAAAAGAAAUGCAUUAUUAAAAUAUACGUUUGAAUUGAAAGCUUAGCAAAAAAAUUUCAUAGAUAGACAAACAAAAAGUUGCAAUAUUGAUAGGCACAUCUGAAUUCGCGGAAGUUUUUAGUGAAAUUGUUAAUACAGACAAAAAAUAAAUAAAUAAAUAUAUAAAUAACAGUGCAAUAUUGAAACACUGAAUUUCUUGAAGUUUAAACGAAAUUCUUAGUACAAACAAGUAAAACAUUAGUGCAAUAUUGAUAGGAGGAAGUUCAGUUAGAGUUCUAUUGAAAGUUUAUUGCAGAGGGAGUUUUGUAAGUAAUGAUUGAACAAUAUUGACGUGAACAUUGUAUUUAAAGGAACAAUAUUUUAAUUUUUAGUUAUUUUUCCAGGAAUUUUUGUAGAUUUUAUUAAUAUUAGUGCAAUACUGACUAGAUAAUUACACUUGAAGAGGUUGUAAUUAAUAUUUUUAGUUAUUAAUGACGUAUUGAACAAAACUUAAAGGAAUUGUAUUGAAAAGAACCAUAUUUCAAUUUUUAGUUCUUUUUUUCCAAGGAAUUACAAAGAUUUUCGUAAUAUUAGUGCAAUACUCACCAGAUAAUUACACUUGAAGAGGUUGUAAUUAAAUAUUUUGACGUAUUGAACAAAACUUAAAGGAAUUGUAUUGAAAAGAACCAUAUUUCAAUUUUUUGUUCUUUUUUUUUCAAGGAAUUACAAAGAUUUUCGUAAUAUUAGUGCAAUACUCACCAGAUAAUUACACUAGAAAAGAUUGUAAUUAAAUAUUUUGACGUAUUGAACAAAACUUAAAGGAAUUGUAUUGAAAAGAACCAUAUUUCAAUUUUUUGUUCUUUUUUAACAGGAAUUACAAAGAUUUUCGUAAUAUUAGUGCAAUACUCACCAGAUAAUUACACUAGAAGAGGUUGUAAUUAAAUAUUUUGACGUAUUGAACAAAACUUAAAGGAAUUGUAUUGAAAAGAACCAUAUUUCAAUUUUUAGUUCUUUUUUAACAGGAAUUACAAAGAUUUUCGUAAUAUUAGUGCAAUACUCACCAGAUAAUUACACUAGAAGAGGUUGUAAUUAAAUAUUUUGACGUAUUGAACAAAACUUAAAGGAAUUGUAUUGAAAAGAACCAUAUUUCAAUUUUUAGUUUUUUUUUCAAGGAAUUACAAAGAUUUUCGUAAUAUUAGUGCAAUACUCACCAGAUAAUUACACUAGAAAAGAUUGUAAUUAAAUAUUUUGACGUAUUGAACAAAACUUAAAGGAAUUGUAUUGAAAAGAACCAUAUUUCAGUUUUUAGUUCUUUUUUAACAGGAAUUACAAAGAUUUUCGUAAUAUUAGUGCAAUACUCACCAGAUAAUUACAUCAGAAGGAGUUAUAAUCAUUUUUAGUUAUUAAUAAUUAUAUACAAGGCCAUAUUUUGCUUGCAUUUCUUUCAUUUCUCGAAUAAAUAAAAUGGACUGAUGUUUAUUUAUUUAUUUAUUUUUUCAUUCUUGUUGUUUAUUUAUUUUUAUUUUCAAUCUUAUUUAUUUGUUUAUUUUAUUUAUUUAUUUAUUUGCUAGAUAUUGACGCUACAUUUAUUAUUUCAAGAUUAUAUUUGCUUCGAAACUUCGUAAACUUUGUACAAUAUCUAUCGUGAAUUCCUCCUUUUUUCUUCCUUUUUUUCAUUUAGAAGGGACACUGGCCAAUGGUAACAAAAAACUAAUAAAAAAAAAAAAAAGAAAAAAAACAUGCCAGUCCGUGUUUUUUUCAUUACAAGGGUCGUAUUUUGUAUUCAGAUCUUCCUUUCUCUGGUAAUUCAAAUGUUUCGCUAAAUAUUCCCGGUAGAUUUGCUAUUGCAGUGUUAUAUCUUCGUUACAAUCUCCCCAGUCACACCAAAGUCCAAGGAGAGGUGGCGGAGCUGUACUGACGGCUAAUAUUUACCAGACUUGUUUUUAUCUUAGUCUCCCUUGCUUGCCUUUCCGUUUUCUCUAAUGGUUAAAACACGAGAGAGAAUGUGCGUGUGUGUGAGUGACUGAAGGAAUUUGUGAUCAUUUUAUAAAGCCCUUGUGUGUGUGUGUGUGUGUGUGUGUGUGUGUGAGUGUUUGUGUGUUUGUUUACGCAUUAUUUCUUUGUAUGUACGUGUGAAUGUUUGUUUUAGAGAGAGAGAGAGAGAGAGAGAGAGAGAGAGAUUUAUAUUUAUUUCCAAAGAGAAUUUUUUUUAAUCAUAGUAUUUCCAGCAAUAUGUCGUUAAGCUCUUUCCUCUCCACUUCAGUAUUGAUAACUUCACUCUCACAAUACGUACACAUGUAUACACCUUACUCAUUAUUAUUAUUAUUAUUUUAACUGUUAACCUUGUAAUGAAACCAAUAAAAAAAUUCUACCUUGA